This is a messenger RNA of Acanthosepion pharaonis, 810 nucleotides long. The record is from the annotation of a GenBank genome assembly. NCBI's taxonomy places the organism in Eukaryota, Metazoa, Mollusca, Cephalopoda, Sepiida, Sepiidae.
AUGGAGAUCAAAUGCCGAACCGACCGACUCAGACGAACGGAGUUUCACUUCUUCAGUGUGCCUGAUACACAUGGCUACUUCAAAGCCACACACCCGGCUGAACUGCCCGGCUCGGAAAAAAUCACUCGUAUUUAUAUUGAACUAAUCGAAGUCCCUAGACCACCGGGUGACGAAUCACGGGUCUAUAUCUAUGACAGCGAAAUCAAGGCACAGUCAUCGCAAUGGAAGACCUCAACCUCUCCAAAACCGAAGAAAGCACGAAUGAGUCAAAGCAAUGUGAAGACACCGUUGACAGUUUUCUUCGACUACAAAGGCACUGUUCUUCGUGAGUACGUUCCAGAUGGUCAGCCACUAAACAGACAGCACACAAGGUGUAUUACUUUCUCUUUAUGUUGUUGUUCUAAUACCUUCUUCUUCUUCUUCUUCUUCUUCUUCUUCUUCUUCUUCUUCAUUUUUAUUUCUUCCUGUCCCUUUAUCUUCUCUUUUUCCUCCUCCUUUUUCGUGCCCCUUCAGCUUAUAUUCAUUCAUUCAUUCAUUCAUUCAUUCAUUCAUGUUUCUUCAUUUAUUUUCGUUUUUCUAGUCCUUAUCCAAAUUUUCUUCCUUUUCAUUGUCCACUUCCUUUGGCCUUCUUCUUCUUUCGUUGUCCAGUUGUCUAUAUCUAUCUAUCUAUCUAUCUAUCUAUCUAUCUAUCUAACGCUAGUUACAUGUAUCAACAUAAAACUACAUCUCUCUCUCCCCCCCUCUCUCCCCCCCUCUCUCCCUCCCUCUCUCUCUCUCUCUCUCUCUUAUAUUACGAAGUUUGAAAAGUAA